GGGCGGGCAGGCCCGGAGCGGGGCAGUACCACCCCUCCGCCGCCAGGGGUCGCCCUUCGUGGAGGUGCGCGUGCCCCCUUGGUGCGCACGCGCACGCGGAGAUUCACCCCCCCUCCUUCCCACCCAACCCCCGGCACCGCCACCACUCGGCGCACGCGCGCCGGGUCCCGCCGGGGGGGCGCGGCCCGCUGAGGUGGCGGUGGCGGGAAGAUGGAGGCGGCGGCGCUCGGCGGGUCGGUGCUGCCGGGCGGCCUCGUCCUCCUCCUCGUCCUGCUGCUGCUGGCGGCCGCGCUGUGCCGCGCCGCGCCGCCGGACGGUGAGUACCGCGGGCACGGCCGGGGGGCCGGGCCGGGCCGGGCCGGGCUGAGCCGCGCUCCGCUCCCCGCAGGCGCCGGGGCGAGCGGCGCCGCCAGGCCGGAGGAGCCCAGGAAGGCGAAGCCGGCGGCAAGGGCCCGGCGGGACAAGUCGCAGCAGCAGCAGCACAGCUUCGCCCACCGGCUGCUGGUGGCCGCCCUCAAGGGCCACAGCGGCUCCGUCUCCUGCCUGGACUUCAGCAGCAACGGCAAGUACCUGGCGUCGUGCUCCGACGACCGCACGGUCCGUCUGUGGAGCACCCGGGACUUCGCGGCGCGGGAGCACCGCUGCCUGCGUGCCAACGUGGGGCUGGACCACGCCGAGCUCGUCCGCCUCAGCCCCGACUCACGGGCAUUCAUUGUUUGGCUGGCAAACGGCGAGACUAUUCGUGUCUAUAAAAUGACCAAGAAGGAUGAUGGCAGCUUCACCUUCACUGCAACUUCUGGGGACUUCCCAAAGAAGCACAAGGCUCCCAUCAUUAACAUAGGAAUUGCAGAGACAGGGAAGUUUAUCAUGACAGCUUCCAGUGACACUACCAUCCUGAUAUGGAGCCCGAAGGGUGAAGUCCUAGCCAGCAUUAACACUAACCAGAUGAACAAUGCCUACGCCAUGGUGUCACCCUGUGGGAGGUUUGUGGCAUCCUGUGGCUUCACCCCCGAUGUGAAGGUGUGGGAGGUGUGUUUCAACAAGAACGGAGACUUCCAGGAGGUGGCCAGGGCUUUCGAGCUGAAAGGCCACACUGCUGGCAUACAUUCCUUCUCCUUCUCUAAUGACUCGAGGAGGAUGGCGACCGUUUCGAAGGAUGGGACAUGGAAGUUCUGGGACACAGAUGUGGAAUAUAAGAAGCAACAGGACCCAUACCUGCUUCUGACUGGGAAAUGUGAGGUGACGGAGCCUUGUCGCAUCGCCCUGUCCCCCGAUGCUCGUGUCGUCGCUAUCUCUAGUGGCACAGACAUUGUCGUGUACAACACGAGGAGAGGGGAGGAGGAGGAACGCUUCCUUGGCGUGCAUGGACAAUGCAUAACAGACUUGGCUUUUGACACCAACAGCCGCUACCUGGUGUCGUGUGGGGACCGAGCCAUCCGUGUCUUCCACAACACCGCUGGUCACCGGGCAGUGGUGGAGGAGAUGGAGACCAUGCUGAAAAAAACUGGGAAUAAAGCCACCCAAGAGAGGCUGGAGCAGCAGAUCUCCAGCGCCCGCAAAGCGCUGGCGGCGAUCUAUGGCAGGAAGCACUAAUCUCCCCGCAUGUCCCGGCUUAGCCGUUGCGUUCUGCCUUUGGGGACUUUUUUUUUUUUUUUUUUUUUAAUAACUGAACAACUUUUAAUAAAAGAGUGCACAGAC
Falco peregrinus (peregrine falcon) is the source of this 1698-nucleotide messenger RNA. It is a transcript of the gene TBL2, whose product is annotated as transducin beta like 2. Gene Ontology annotation, biological process: endoplasmic reticulum unfolded protein response. Lineage: Eukaryota; Metazoa; Chordata; Aves; Falconiformes; Falconidae. Gene Ontology annotation, cellular component: endoplasmic reticulum. Gene Ontology annotation, molecular function: protein binding. The transcript is spliced from 6 exons. The record is from RefSeq and is a predicted model, not a curated record. The coding region runs from base 211 to 1593 and encodes 460 amino acids.